UCAAUUCCAUGGAGACCGGCUGGGACCCGGAGAGAUAUAGAAGAGGAAUAAACUAAGGAAGAGUCUUUUUUAGGGACAUUUUCUGGGGGAGGAGGCAUUCAGCAUCCUGAAGUUUCGUGCACUCUAGCCCCAGUAGUACAUAAGGACUGCUUUUCCACACCUCUAACCUCUGCAGAUACUCAGAAAGGGUCAGCCAAUUCCCACUAACGUUUGAAGGGAACCCUCCCCGCGUCACAAGCGAUCACUGAGAUUUGAGAGGCUUGGGCCUCGCACAUGCGCUUUGGGCACCUUUAAUCCCGGCCCUUUAUGCUCAGGCGCAGGCGCAGCGACGCGGGUUUCAGAGGUGCGCAAGCGCAGUUGUGCUUGCAGUCACCGCCUGGUUACUGUUACUCUGUGCUCCGAGAUUCCAAACCGCUUAGCUUUGCUACUGUGAUGUAGUGGCGAGGUCGGUUUGGCUUAUCUCUAGCGCUAAUUAGUGUUGGUGUUUAGAGGCAGCGAAAAGCCGAGCGGAAGGUGAAGUGUUGGUGAAGCCUCUAGGCUUUGCGAUGAAGAAGUUUUUUGGUUUCGGGACUGGGAAGGGGCGUUCAUCCCCGACUUUUCGCACGGAGCUGAUGAAUGGCUUGCAGGCCCCGGUUGACAAGAAUGAAGGAGUCAACAAGUCGCAGCACGGGUAUAACGUCCGCAUGAAAGAUCUCAAAAAGAUCCACAGAGCUGCCUUCGUGGGCGACGUAGCGAAAAUGCAGCGGUUGCUACUGCUUGGGAAAGACCUGAAUAAAAGAGACAAGAUGAAACGGACUCCUCUCCAUCUGGCCUGUACCAUCGGCCAUGCCGACAUGGUGACUCUUCUUGUAGAGAGGAAAUGCCAGCUUAACCUCUGUGAUAGAGAAUGUAGGACUCCUCUAAUGAAGGCUGUACAAUGCCAGGAAGAGGCAUGUGUAACUAUUCUUUUAGAACACGGUGCUAAUCCACAUCUUACGGAUAACUUUGGCAAUACUGCCCUCCACUAUGCUGUUGCUGGUGACAACACGUCAAUAGUAGAGAAGCUGAUUUUAUACCAUGCAAAUGUUGAAGCAAGAAACAAGUUCGAACUCACACCUUUUUUACUUGCUGUAAAUGAAAACAAACACCAAAUGGUGGAAUUGUUAAUAGGAAAAAAAGCAGAUGUACAUGUGGUUGAUAAGUCGAAAAGAACAGCCCUCAUGCUUGCUGCAACUUCUAAAUCUCCAGAUGUAGUCAGGCUUCUUCUUCAGCAAGGUAUUAAUCCCUCUUCUCGAGAUGAAUGUGGAUGGACGGCAGAGGACUAUGCUGCUUUUAGUGGAUUUGAUGUCAAUCGCCAAAUAAUUGCCCAACAUACAGAAGAAAGACUUAAAUAUUUUUCUCAAAAUAACAAUCCAGUGGCAAAUAAGACUUUUGAAGAAGACUCUUUAAGCAGUAUUUCCGUUAAACCUGGUGAUGAUAAUGCUUCAUGGCCUACAUCAGAUGAUGAAGACUUAAGUUUGAAUAUGAAGAAUACCUCAAAACCAAACUUAAGAAAACUAAUGAAUGUUUCUCAGCGUUUCAAGAACUUGGAAACAAAACUUGGCCUUGUAUCACCGGGAGAUAAAACGUUAUUUGAGGAUGAGAGUUUUGAUAACAAAUGUGAAGAUAUGGUUGGCGUUCCUUCCAAACCAUCCGUCAACGUCUGUGACUCUUCUCCUCCUGCUUUGCCAUCACCUGAUUCUAUUCUAAAACCUCCUUUCACAUUGUUAGGCCUUGGUCUCACAAAGGAAGGAGAGGAGCAGCCAGCAAUUGGAACAAAGGACGAUGGUAUUACUGAAAGUGUUCCACAAGAGCAAACAGUUAAUGACUGUUUGACUUCUGCUGACAGGGCAGAUAAAAAUGAUAGACAUGUUAUGCUGUCAGCAUUAGGAUUCACAGAACAAAAUGAAGAAUCACCUUGGGAUUCUGAGAGUAAUUCUGAAAGUCUUCCAGAGACAUACAUUGAUCAUUUAUCUGGAAAUGCAGAUCAGAAAGGGACAAGUCCAUUAAAUGAACAAGUAGAAGAUGUGUUUUAUAUACCUUCUUGCAUGAGUGGAUCAAGAAACUUUAAGAUGGCUAAACUAGAGGAUACAAGAAAUGUAGGCAUACCAGUAGCCCACAUGGACUCUCUGGAAAAAUAUUCUUUCUUGAAGCCUACUGUCGAGGAGAAAGAUUCUGUUCCUAAGAAAGGAGGAGAAAUGGAGGAAAAACAGACAUCGAAAUCAGAUUCUCCAGGAAAAUGUUCUUACUUGAAGCCUGCUGUGGAGGGGAAAGGUUUUGUUCCUAAUGAACCCAGAGAAAUGGAGGAUAUACAAGCAUCCCAAUCAGAUUCUCCAGGAAAAUAUUCUUACUUGAAGCCUGCUGUAGAGGGGAAAGAUUUUAUUCCUAAUCAACCCAGAGAAGUGGAGGAAAUUCAAGCAUCCCAGUCAGAUUCUCCAGGAAAAUAUUCUUACUUGAAGCCUGGUGUUGAAGUAAACCAUUCUCUUCCUAAUAAACCAGGAGAAAUGGAGGAAAAAGAAACAUCCGAAUCAGAUUUUUCAGCAGAACUAGACUUAGAAAUGACAACAGAAGAAGAGGAAGAAAGUCUUAGUGAAAGUGAAAAUAAACACCUGCAGAUUGAAGAAACGGAGAAGCACCAAAAUGAUGAAAUGGCAGUAUUGGAAAGCAUAUAUGCUUCUGCUGCUGCUGGACUAAUGCAUCCAAUAGGGAGUGGAAAAACUGAUAACAACCUAUGUCGUAUUACGGAAAAUGAAGAAUCUGAUGGUGAUCCUGCUUUGGAUACAAAGGAAUUAAGGAAAGGGGAAAAAGAAAAACAAACAUCAGAAGAAUCUGUGAUUACACCAAGGUUUGAGAAAGCCCCUUCUCUAACUUCUCGUCCACUACAAAUGAAUGAUGACAGCACUUCAAGUGGAAUGGAUCAGGAUGAAGGAAGACCUGCAAAGAAAACAUCUAGUGAAGAGGAAGAGGUCAAAAAGCAAAUUGAUUCUAUGGAUGACCUUGAUGACUUAACUCCGUCAUCUGAAACAAUUUCGGAGGGUUUCCACGUGCCUUGCUCUAAUUAUAUGACUUGCAUGUCGCUAAUUGAACAACAUGGGAUGGAUUGUAAAGAUUCUGUCAGUUUACUGAAAAUCCAGGAUACGGUUCUUUCAUAUGGAAGAUUAAUAGAACUAAAAAAAUAUCACUGUGGACAACUUAAAAGAAAAAAUAAAAAAAUGGAAAAUAAGGCUAAGGGACUGCAAAAGGAGCUAUCAGAAAAAAAAGAAAUGCUAUCGAACUUGGAGCUUCAAAAAGUAGAAUGGGAGCAAGAACUCUGCAGUUUGAGAUUUACUUUAAAACAAGAAAAAGAAAGAAGGAGAAAUGCUGAAAUGUUAUAUGAAAAGAUUCAGGAGCAACUAACAAGAAAAGAAGAGCAAUAUAAUAAAGAAGUUGAAAUGAAACAAGAACUUGAACUUAAUCUUAGGACACUAGAUAUGGAACUGAGGACUGUAAAAAAUGAUUUCAGUCAGGUUGUGGAAGAAUGGAAUGAUACUAAGAAACAACUUUGUCGAGAACAGGAUGCCAGAAUAUUACAAGAUGGAAUUCUAAACAAUCACCUUUGCAAACAAAAGGAGAUAGAAAUGGAUAACAAAAGGAGUUCUGGGAUUUCUAAUAGUUGUGAAAAAGAAAAAUAUCUGUUGCAUAACAAAUACAUGUUGGAGGAUCAAAUCGCUAUGCUAAGACUGGAAAUAGACACAAUAAAUAACCAGAACCAGGAGAAGGAAAGGAAAUACUGUGAAGACAUUGAAAUUUUAAAAGAAAAGCAUGUCAGUCUUCAGAAGACCAUAAAACUGACUGAGGAAAGAUUAACUAACACAGAACUCCAGCACAGUGGACAGAUUAAUGCUCUGACCAUUGAGAACACAAUGCUAAAGUCUAAACUGGAGAAUGAAAAGCAAAACAAAGAAAGACUAGAUGAAAAUGUUGAAUCGUACCGUGCUAGAUUAGCUACCGCUAUACAGGAUUAUGACCAAAGUCAGACAUCAAAAAGAGACCUAGAACUUGCUUUCCAGAGAGCAAAAGGCGAAUGGUUUCGUGUACAGGACAAAUUGAAUUUUGAUGUGUCUAAGCUAAAAGAAGAUAAUGAGCUUCUUUCUCAGAACCUUUCUGAAGCUGAAAGUAAAUUUAAUACUCUGGAAACUGAGCUCCAUCGCACAAGAGAUGCUCUCAGAGAAAAGACUUUGGUUUUAGAACGUGUACAAAGAGACCUAAGUCAAACACAGUGUCAGAAAAAGGAAAUUGAACACGCGUAUCAAAGUGCACAAGAUAAAGUGAGUAAAUACAUUGGGAAGCAGGAAUCCUUAAAGGAGAGAUUAUCUCAACUACAGAGUGAAAAUAUGUUGCUUCAACAGCAACUAGAUGAUGCUUACAACAAAGCUUCCAGUAAAGAAAAGGUAGUAAUUAAUAUCCAAGACCAGUUUCAGGAUAUUAUAAAAAAACUUCAAGCUGAAAGUCAAAAGCAAGCUCUUGUAAUAGAAGCAAGCAAGCAAGAGUUAAUCAAUGAACGUAAUCUUUUAAGAGAAAGAAUGUAUGUGUAUGAAAAGGAGAAAGUAGAAAGAGAAGUAGCUGUGAGACAACUUCAAGAAGAACUGGCCGAUACCCUAAAAAAACAGUCUAUGUCAGAGGCAUCACUGGAGGUGACAUCACGUUGUCGUAUGAAUUUAGAAGAUGAGGUAAAAGACUUAAAGGAAAAACUGGCUCAGAGUAGGAAUCAGUUGCAAGAUGCUCAAGAACGACAUGCAGAGGCUGUAAUGCGUAUUGAGACGUUGAAAGAUCACGUGCAAAAGCUUGAAGUUGAAAAUGCCGAGUUAAAAGAUACCAUCAAAAAGCAAGUGGGAAAAAUUGAACAGCUUCAGGAAAACACAUUAAGUACAUGUUCAUCUGACGAUGAAAAGGAACAGAUAAAGAAAUUUAUUGAGUUAAAACAAUCUCUUGAAUGUAGUUUGAAUCAAGAAAUGAAGAAAAAUGGUGAAUUAGAAAAAGAGAUUACUAGAUUUAAGAAACUUUUAAAAGCGACAAGAAAAAAGUUAAGUGAAUGUGGAAAUGAAGAUCUUAGUUUCCAUGGAGAUUUAAGAACCAGUCAUGCUGAAACGGAUAUUCAGAUUAAUAUGCUAAAACACAAGGUUGAUGAUCUUACAGCAAAACUGGAAACUCUGUCUUCAAAAAACCAGGUUCUUACUCAGGAAUUAUCAUCUAUGAAAGAAAUACAGACAAAAUGUGAAAAACUAGAGAAGAAUAAAAAGAAGUUGGAACAACAAGUAGUAAACCUCAGAAGUCGUGUAGAAGUCAACAUGGUAGAAUACAGUAAAAUAGAACAAUAUAAACGGGAGCUUGAAGAAAGAACAAGAUUGAACAUAGCAGAAAAAUUAAAAGAAGUCAAUCUGUUUUUACAGACACAAGUAGCAUCUCAAGAAAGCUUAGCACAGUUAAGAGAAAAUACUAAUGCUUCACUAAGAAGUCAAAUGGAACUCAGAAUUAAAGAGCUGGAAUUUGAAUUAUUCAAAAUGAAAAGUUCUCAAGAAGAUCUUACUAAAACAGAAUUGGGCAGAUACAAGCACCUCUACCUAGAAGAAGUAAUGCAUCGAACGUCAUUGACAAAUGAACUGAACAAGACUAGUGAGAGGCUGGCAGAGACCAGUACCAAACUUCUGGUGGAGAAGCAACAGAAGCAAACUUUGCUUGACACUAUUAAUAUGAGGCCAGCCCUUGAUCUGCCUUAUGGUAGAAAUGUUAAUAAUAGUUCACUAUUCAAUAGAAAUGUUGCUCUAAGAGAAAACAUGGUGAUUCCUACCUCAAACUCAUGGCGUUCAAGUAAGGACAUCGGGACUUUCUUGACCAAGAUGCAGCAGGAGUUGGAAAAAAAUAUAACUAGAGAACUAGAAAAAGUUGCUGCUGAAUUUGAAUCAGGCUCAUCUGGUGGGGCCACCUCUUUAGAAUCUACUUUUGAAAGACAUAUAAAUUGUGAUGAUGUACAGAAAGCAUACAGAGAGUACUCAGAGUUUCUGAAGAAAAAGUAUAGCAUCUGAAAGAUAAAUAGUAAAAAUUUAUUUACUGGAUGUUUAUACAACAUUUUAAUUGUUUCCUAUUAAAUGGAUGAUAUGCAAAAAAUCUUUCUUAAAGGAAAAUAUUUUUGGA
Lutra lutra (Eurasian river otter) is the source of this 6189-nucleotide messenger RNA. RefSeq names its product ankyrin repeat domain containing 26 (gene ANKRD26). NCBI's taxonomy places the organism in Eukaryota, Metazoa, Chordata, Mammalia, Carnivora, Mustelidae. The record is from RefSeq and is a predicted model, not a curated record. Gene Ontology annotation, molecular function: protein binding. The transcript is spliced from 41 exons. The coding region runs from base 546 to 6080 and encodes 1844 amino acids.